This is a messenger RNA of Cucumis sativus (cucumber), 1321 nucleotides long. RefSeq names its product signal recognition particle receptor subunit beta. The record is from RefSeq and is a predicted model, not a curated record. Gene Ontology annotation, cellular component: signal recognition particle receptor complex. Lineage: Eukaryota; Viridiplantae; Streptophyta; Magnoliopsida; Cucurbitales; Cucurbitaceae. The transcript has 7 exons. Bases 257 to 1057 code for a protein of 266 amino acids. Gene Ontology annotation, biological process: protein targeting to ER.
AAAUGAAAAAGGGAAAAAAAGGGAAAGGAAAGGAAAGGAAAGGAAAGGAAGGGAAAGACACGGUGGUGGAGUUCUAGGGCUCACCACGAGCUUGUGUACUUCUGCCUAAUAUUGUUCAUCCUCAAAUUGAUCGUCUUCUCAUUUCAUAUUUGUAGCAGAAUUAUCGGAUCAGGGUUUCGAACAGACUUUGUGGGCUAGGAUAUUUUUUGACUGAAUAAUUCAACUUCUGGAGCGUAUUGUCUCUGAAAAUUUAAAAAUGGAGGGUACGGAACAGUGGAAGGUUCAGGUAGAACAAUUGAAGGUCCAGAUGGAGCAAUGGCUGGAACAAGGCUUGGAGUUUGUUCACCAAAUACCCCCAAUUCAACUCUACGUUGGGGUUGGUGUGUUGUUGUUUACCACCCUACUUCUUUUAUUCACUCGCUUGUUUAAGCGCAGGAAAUCGAAUACCAUUGUACUCAGUGGGCUCAGUGGAAGUGGGAAAACUAUUCUUUUUUAUCAACUUCGCGAUGGUUCCUCUCAUCAGGGUACUGUUACAUCCAUGGAACCUAACGAGGGCACUUUUGUGCUUCAUUCUGAAAUAGCAAAGAAGGACAAACUGAAGCCUGUUCAUCUUGUUGAUGUCCCUGGGCAUUCUCGCCUUCGAGCCAAACUAGAUGACUUUUUGCCUCAAGCAGCUGGUGUAGUCUUUGUGGUGGAUGCUUUGGAUUUUUUGCCCAACUGUCGUGCAGCUUCAGAGUAUCUUUAUGACAUUCUGACUAAUGCGAGUGUUGUGAAGAAGAAAAUCCCUGUCCUGAUACUAUGCAACAAAACAGACAAGGUGACAGCCCACACAAAGGAGUUUAUCAAUAGGCAGAUGGAAAAAGAGAUUGACAAGUUACGUGUAUCGAGAAGUGCAAUCUCAGCUGCUGAUAUCGCAAAUGACUUCACACUAGGAAUACCUGGAAAAGCAUUUUCGUUCACACAGUGCCAUAACAAAGUUGCCGUUGCUGAAGCCUCUGGAUUGACGGGUGAAGUAUCUGAGGUGGAGCAAUUUAUAAGGGAAAAUGUCAAGUUCUAGAUGUACAUUCGAUACUACGUGUUGAUUGGUGCUUUUUUGCCCCUUCGAUAUGAAACCCCGACAUUUGUACUUUUGAGAAUUUCUGAAUUUCAUCUCAAUUUUUGUAGUUUCUUAAGACUGAAGAAGUUAUAUGUCCAUGCCUUCUUCCCUUGUUGAUAAAAGGACCAAUAUUUUAGUGGGAAACUGUCGGUACAAUGUCAUACAAAGCCAGAAACGUUGUUUUUUUUAAAUAAUAGAAAGUGAAAUCAAGAUGUUGUUGCUUUC